Messenger RNA from Magallana angulata, 1085 nucleotides. RefSeq names its product glutathione S-transferase theta-1-like. The record is from RefSeq and is a predicted model, not a curated record. The coding region runs from base 68 to 805 and encodes 245 amino acids. NCBI's taxonomy places the organism in Eukaryota, Metazoa, Mollusca, Bivalvia, Ostreida, Ostreidae. Gene Ontology annotation, cellular component: cytoplasm. Gene Ontology annotation, molecular function: glutathione transferase activity. Gene Ontology annotation, biological process: glutathione metabolic process. The transcript has 4 exons.
CAAGAUGUCAAGGCCAUCCUUAUUAAAAGGCUGACCAUAUAGAGAUAGGAGGGCCCACAGAUUGUGCAUGCAUGUGUAUUUAUUUACUUUACCUGUAGCGAUGGCGAAGAUAAAGCUCUAUUACGAUCUUAUGUCUCAGCCAUCUCGAGCCGUGUACAUUUUUCUGAAGGUAAACGACAUUCCUUUUGAAGCUAUACAAAUUGCCAUCAGAAAUGGUGAGCAUCGCAGGCCCACGUACACAAAGAUCACUCUGUUUCAACAGGUGCCCGUCAUCGAUGACGACGGAUUUAUUUUAACCGAGAGUGUAGCAAUUCUACAAUAUCUUUGCAUGAAGUACAAAUUGGCGGAGCAUUGGUAUCCUCUUGCUAAUCCAGAAAUGCAUGCACGGGUACAGGAGUACCUAAAUUGGCAGCAUGCAAACACUCGGUUUCAUGGUACCAUGCUGUUCAGAAUACUGUUCCGUUUACCGCAAGAAACAAAGCAACCUGUCAAUAAAGCGGAAGCGGAAGAUUGCAAAGAGAGGAACAAGGCCGUUGUGCGCCACCUGGAUCAGUACUUCCUGAAAGACAAGAACUUCCUGUGCGGGCGCGAAAUUUCCAUUGCUGAUCUACUAGCUGUCUGUGAGCUCAUGCAGCUGCAUGUUGUUGAUGAGGUCAAUAUCGUGCAUCAAAAUGACAGGGUCAGAGAGUGGUUCUCCCGUGUCAAGGACAGACUGGGGUCGGCUUUCGAUGAAGGUCACAAAAUAGUGUACAAAGUUCAUGACCUUUACAAGAGUACUUUGAAAUCUGAAAUAGCCAGGCUUUAGCCGAGACACACUAGGCUAAGUCCGAAAAUAAUUGGUGAGAACAAAAUAAAAAAAAACAAAAGAAACAAAACAUGAUGUAUCUAAAUAUUCGAUAUCUAUGUGAAGAGUAAGAAUUAUAUAAGAUGAUAGGAUUUUUACAAAGUUAAAAACAGAUUUACAUGCAAAUGUAUUUGGAAUGAAAUAUAAUAAAACGUAUACAGUCGGUUUGUCCAAACAGUGGAUUUCUUUUGAUUUGAUGUACAUACAUAUACCCGGUAGGUGUAAAUUAUUAUUGUAUACA